AUGUCGAUAGUUAGACAGCUAUAUCCGGAUAUAAAAGCCAACCAAAUUUAUUUUGGUGACAACACUUGUCGAGGGAAACUGGUUGGAGAUAAUUUAGUAUUUCUUCAGGGAUUGAGAGACUGCCUUACAGCCGAACGGAUAUCAGGAAACACGAUAUUAUACGAAAAUGAACUAUUCUAUGCAAUCUCCGACCCCAUACAUCCAUUCAUCAUACGACAGUACAAAUGGAAAUACGGUGUUGAGUGUGACAUCAGUCGUAAUGAGGCUACGUCAUCGCACGUGCAUCACAACGUCGAAUCACACCAUUCUGUAGUAUCUGGUCAUUACAGUAUAAACUUGACAUUUUUCAAAGAUCCGAGCUUUAUGAAUCAGCUUCCUGGAAAUCCUGUACAAACGAAUGUGGGUGAUGACGUCUAUGUUAAGGUUUUCACAACGGCAACCGACUGGAAUAUUAAAAUGAGGCUGCAUACGUGUUACACGAAACCGACGGAGGCUGCAGCAAAUAUGGUGUACUACAUAAUCAAGGAUGGAUGCGAAGUAGACAGUAAUACUCAUAUUAUGUCCCAGUCAACACACGAGACGAGAUUCGUGUUUCAAGAUUUUGUGUAUUUCUCAAACAGAGAAGGUCUCAACAUCCACUGCAAUGCCACGUUUUGUGAAACAAAAGACUUUUCUCCAGGAUGUACACAAUCUUGCAUAUCCCACGAGAAUCAAGCUCUUAUUGGAAAAUAGGCCCCGAUUGCAUACAUGCGUCAAAUGUUGCAAUGUUAUUAUGAAAGAGUAUAUCCUCUACAUAUAAGACUUAUUCAGAUCACAAGAUAAAUGUUAGAAAAUCAGAACGUUUUAAAUAUUUGAAAGCUUAUUUCCACGUUGCCAAGACAAACGAACUUACAGUAUAUGAUCUGUGUUGUAUUUACCUAUGUUAUACCUUAGCAAAGGAAAACGGUUAUGCAGUUUCCAUUUGAGUUUUAAUUUAAUUUAUUCAGUGUUAAGUGAGAAUGUCUCUAAACGUUAUCAGGUCCAAAGUAUUUAAUCCAAAAUAAAAAUUUCUGAUAAAAAUAUAUUGUUAAGGAGCAAUAAAGAUCGUUAUAUUCAACUUACUCUGAAAAGAAUUUCAGUAAAAGUCUCUUCUGAAACUAAGCAACUGAAGUAGCUUUACAAAAGGCGUCUGUUCUUGUAAACAUUCAGUACAACGAUUUUGUUUGAUAUUAUUUGUCAAUAUUACAUAAUCACCCAUACAAUAUACAUUCACUAUUUAACAAUUUUAUGCAUCUUACUACGAAUUUAUCCGAAACAAGCUAUACAAAAAACACUCUUGCAAUAAAUUUCAUAUUGCUUAUAAUGCAUUUAUGAUUUUUUUUCAAGUGUUACGGGAAAUAUAUUCGUAAUGAAAUUUUAAUAAAAGCGAAUGAUGUAGCAAUCAUUUCAUUCAUUUUAUGAACUGUACCCAUUUUUAAUAAGCAACAAAGUAAACCUGAAUUAGUGUUCAAAUAUAAUAAGGAUACGGGGAAAAAUAUCUAUCGAUCUGUCUGUUUGUCUGUCUGUCUGUCCAUCUGUGUGUCUGUCACAAAUCUUGUCCGCGCACUAAGUCAAACAUUUCUCAUUCGAUCUUCACCAAACUAGAAUUAAAUGUGCUUGACCAUAAGUCCUCGGCCAAGGUCGAUGACCAGCCAAAUCGGCCCAGGCACUUCGGUAAUAUGGUCAUUGAAUAACCGAAAAUCGGCCUUUUUACUCUCGUCUGCGCUCUAAGUCAAACAUUUCUCAUCUGAUCUUCAUCAAACUAAAACAAAAUGUGUUUGACUAUAAGUUCUCGACCAAGUUCGAUAACUAGCCAAAUCGGCCAAGACACUUCGGAAUUAUGGCCCUUGAAUACCGAAAAUCGGUAUUUUUAGUUUUGUCAAGCGAUCAAAGUCGAACAGUUCUCAUCCGAUCUUUACCAAACUUGAACCAAAUGGUUUUGACCUUAACCCCUCGGCCAAGUUCAUUUACUAGCCAAAUCACCACAGGCACUUCAGAAUUAUGGCCCUUCAGUUACCCAAAAUCAACCCGCCCGCUUAGCUCAGAAGGUAGAGCGUCGGUCUACGGAUCGCGGGAUCGUGAGUUCGAUCCUCGGGCGGGGCGUAUGUUCUCCGUGACUAUUUCAUAAACGGCAUUGUUUCUGCAAUCAU
This is a messenger RNA of Mercenaria mercenaria, 2168 nucleotides long. RefSeq names its product zona pellucida sperm-binding protein 2-like. The coding region runs from base 1 to 732 and encodes 243 amino acids. The transcript is spliced from 3 exons. Lineage: Eukaryota; Metazoa; Mollusca; Bivalvia; Venerida; Veneridae. The record is from RefSeq and is a predicted model, not a curated record.